Spirometra erinaceieuropaei is the source of this 6750-nucleotide messenger RNA. Lineage: Eukaryota; Metazoa; Platyhelminthes; Cestoda; Diphyllobothriidea; Diphyllobothriidae. The record is from the annotation of a GenBank genome assembly.
AUGGCGCAAAUAGAUGAUACUGACUGGAAAAUGCCAAUUAAUCCGGACGUGUUCCUGUUGUAUCCGCAGGCUUUUGCUCUGCACGUGGUCGUUCGGAAUUAUCGGGAGAAUGGUUUGGUUCAUGAGGUAAGCGCAGAUUCACUUUCAAAUUAAUGACCGUGUGAUUGUCUCGAGAGCAUUUCGUAGUGAAUCGGUUUGUAUUACAUUGCGUUCCGUGGGAAGGAUCGAGUGCGCGCUCUUGUUCCUAAGUGCAAGCGCAAUGUUUGCAUUGAAGUUAAAUUAAGCCGAAGCCGGAUAUUGCAAUCCUUAGAGGGGAAAUUGGCCGAGGCUGAAACGGAGUAGGCAACCUGAUGCAUGAUAACCUUGUCGCGAUAUUGAAGGAAGCCUGGAAUCCCCGCAGAAGACAUGCCUGACAGGAAAAAUUGGGCAGCAAUAUCCCAUAUCAAGGUGUAAUUCUAACCGCAAUCUCAGAAGCAAACCUUAUCCUUAAUUUUAUUAUAAUCCUAAUGCUAUUCCCAAUCCCUAACCUACCACAAACCCUAGCCUAAUCUUAGGCGUAAACUUAACCCUGGACCAAAUCCUAACAUUUACCCUAGCCUUAGCUUUAAACCUGAGGUGAGGAGAUGGUCAACCGCUGAUAACUGAAUUCAGAAUUCUGGUAAAUACUCGAAUUUAAGAAUCCGUGACAAAUAUAGGCACAUGUGCCAGGAAAGUAGGCUGGUUGAGCCUCUAAACGUUGGAAAUGCAUUUAGCGAGACGAAGUCCCUGGAUAACUGACAUAUAUUUUGUGCAUUUAAGGAUUUUUCUUGUGAUUUUAUCGGCACCGGGAUCAGACAUCUUACAAAGAGCAUUCCUAGGCUUCUCAGUACGCUUCAUUUUGUUAACAAUAGCACCACCAAACACAAUUCACUCGACGUAUUCUUUGUAAUCGUCUCUGCGACAAAAUUCUUUUUAAUUCAUUCAGAACCUUCUUGCCCGUUUGCAGCCUCCCGUCAACGGCCCCAGCAUGCACUUUCUCAAAGCGAGCACUUCGGUUUGUUCACCAGAGAGAGAUGACGUCGCUGACCGCAAACACAACCACGACCUCGUCGUCAUUGUGAAAUCAGCCGUCUACAACUUCGAGGACAGACAAGCCUUUCGCAGAUUCUACGCCCAUCUGAGAAAUGCGAGCAGGGUUAAACGACCUUAUCGUAUAGGAAUAGUGUUCAUGGUGGGCCUGCCCACAAGGACAAGCAACAAUUCCUUCCAACGUGAUGGUUUCAUCAUCUCACUGGCCGGUCGCGCCGGCAACUCGCUCGUCAACAUUGGAAACCGCCGCGCCCAGAUUCGAAGUCGCCUAGAGCAGGAGAUGCGUGAACACGAUGAUCUCAUCGUGGGCGACUUUGAAGACACCUACUACAAUCUGUCUGUGAAGAUGCAUCACACAUUCGUGUGGGCGGCCAGGUUCUGUCGCGAACGUCCUGCCUUCAUGUUCCUCGACGAUGACAUUGGUUUCAAUGAGAAGCGCCUGCAGGCCGUUCUGUCCAGUCUGCCGGUGGAUUGGCGGCGCAGAGUUUCCAUUUCGAGUACUCGCUGGAAUAGUCCCACAGUGCGUCCCACGGACACUCCGGCCGUCCGAAAAUGGGCACUGUCGAAGCGGGAGGUUCCGUGACCAGUGCAUGCGCCCUACAGCAAUGGAUACUUCUACAUGUUUGGUUACGAUCACGUUGCGGAUCUGGCUUUGGCCAUGUUCUACACUAAGUGCAUUCCCAUUGACGAUGCGUGGUUGGGUCUGGUGAUGCAUAGGAUUGGUCUUCAGUUCGAGUUGCCAGCUGGGAUCGUGUACUCCUUGAAACAUCAGGAAAAUGUCACCGGCUAUAUCGCCUUGCCCCUCGAAUCUCUCCUGGGCGCAUACACGCGAGGACAACUGUAAUGGAAUAUCGGUAUUGUGAUAUUCGUAUCCAUGGCUUGCAAGCAAAAUCACCCCUCACAAAACCCAUGCACAUCGUGUGUGUGUCCAUACGACAUUUAGUGAUUAUGCGGAGUGUGAAAUGGCUUUGCCUAACUGAUAUUCUAUACUAUAUAGCAAUUCCUACUAUGCCUAAUUUAGAUCUGUAUAUUGCAUUGGGUCCUGUGUGUUUAUAUUUUGUAAAAUUAAAUAUUUAUGAAUACUAUUUAAAUGUGGUCAUUUCCUCGCAACUGCUGCACGAUGAGAGGAAAAUUUGUAUUCACGACAUCCACUGUAUUUUCUUCAUUUGUCAUUCAUCUGUCGCAUUCAGGCCAGGGAUUUUACUGGUACUUUGACCUAUUGUAUUCUUUUUAUUGCAAAUCGUCUGAACUACCGUGUGUUAUCUUCGUCUUCAUCCGAGUUAAUUCCGUUUGUCUCGGCAUUUCAUGACCUUUAUUAUAUGAUUGGCAUCGGCUGAACCGUCGUGGCGUCAGGGCUGUGAUCACCUGUGGCGACCUGUGUUGGUGGUGAUGGUGGUGGUCGAUGUCGUGAAGAUUGGUGCAGGGAUGACGAAGAACUCAGUCCUGCUUCAUUCCAUUGGUCUUCGGGAAGGCCCCUCAAUCGGUCCCAUUGCCCGUGACGCGCGCGCCAUCAUCCUGUCAACGAUCCGAGGCAUCAUUUACGGGAGUCGCUACGGGCAGUCAAAGUUCUGCAAUUCACUGUGUAUGAUGUUUUAGUCAAAUCCCUCUAAGUGGUGCCGAUUUGGUUCCACAUUUCCUAACAUGCUACCCAAGGUUACCGGGCGGGGAAAGUCAAGGCGAUUGUUCUGAGGUAUCAUCUGAAGACACACUGGUUUUCGGGUAGACGUCGGUGUUCCUGAUAUCCGCUGAAAAGUUCGCGUCACUGAACUCCUUGGUAAAUUGCUCUUUGUGUUCUUUGUUCCUUGUGUUCUUUCAGAAUAUCGUCGUAAGUUUACUAAUCACAUGAGGUAGCUAGUCUUGUAGACUAUAGCUCAGAUGGCGUAAGAUGCCGGUACUUUCCCGAUUUGAAUCCGUUGCACGACUUUGAUGGCUUCUGUAAGGAAAGAAGCAGUGUCUGGAUCCGGAGCCGAUUUUGCCUCAUUGCUUUCAACGUACCUUUGGGGUUCCUCGAACUUCUUAUCCAUUAAGGCAUCAUGCCUCUAACACAGCCACUGCUGCACAAGACGGUGAUAUCUGAAGAAGGCCACCAUUUGCUUCGGUACGACAGUCUGUCCUUCUAGACGAGUAGGUAGGCGGGGCAAUGGUACUUGCAGUCGUUGACGUCACAGAUCAUUUUGAGCAUUAACACUUUCUGCCGAUCUAGCCCCCUCCCCCGGGAGGAGAAUGCAACCCAGCUGCUGUCAACGCCGCGGUGUUGAUGGAGCACCGAGGUUGCAGCCUCCUUCGUUGAAUAAGAGAAAAAUGUGCUGGGUUAGAGGAGACAGUGUUCCGCGCAGGUUCGCCGAAGGAGGAGGCCGUUUUUGUUGGAGCCGCCGCGUUUGGAGCAUUCUUCCGGUCUUUUUGACGUAUUUACUUUGUCCGCAACUGCGCCAGAUCCGAUAAACGACUCCAGACGUUUCUUUUCGUGGCAGAGGGUCUUUUAGUCUCAUAGUCUGAAGUCUGAUGGUUGCCUCUGGUCUGUGUGCAACUCCAACCCCUUGUGGCGAGAGAAGGCGGCUAACAGCCUUCUAAACUUUCUUCGCAUACGGAGGCGCUCGCCAAAAUUUGGGGUCCGUUUGGUUUGGCCUUUCAUGAUUCGGGCUUGAGAAAUGAUUCACCAACCCCCAGUUUAUUAACAAAAGCAGUGAUAUGCCCCUUCUGUAUUCGGUGCAGAGACUUCGCCUAGACAGAGAAAUUAGCCAAACCGGGAGCGUACGUGUGAACACUGUUCCCAACGCCAGGGUCGGUGGGUCAGAUGGUCCAGAAAUCACCACACCAACAUCAAACGCACGCGAUGAAAUUGCAGCAUUUCACGGCGCGAAUGUCGGCCACCAAGCAGUCAUAGCACCACGUGCAACGAUCCCUGAUGAAGGGGGAGCCGUGGCUAUUCAUUGGCAUGCGGUAGCAUGGCGACUGCAUCCUAUAAAUACUUCAGCCCCCUGUGCAUGAAGCACCCGUGUCUGCUUUUCUCUCUGAUGAUGGGUUUGGACAGGAAUCCGAAACGUCAGGCGAACAAAGUUCUUGUCCCAACGCUAGUAUCAUCUUCCUUUUCCGAAAUGUGAAAAAAAAGUAGAAUUACAUAGAAAACUUACUAGUGCGCUUGGAAUAUGAGCAGUAAGGAAGUCCAAACAUUUCAAUAACUAUCCGAAAGCGGUAGUCAAGGAAAUUCAGGUAUGCGAAUAAACCGCGCUCAACCGAGAAACGAAAGCUUAGGUCCCAAGAAAAAUUGCAGCCAAUGGUAAUUGGCCACAGGCGUUUCUCGAAAGUGCAAAUAAUGCGGAUUGAGGACUAUACCAGGAGACGCAAUAACUGUCAGGAAUCCGCAAAAAAUGCAAGACGGGGAGCAAGGAGGAUAGAUAGCAAGGUAAGAUAAAUGACAGAAGGAGUAAAUAGAAAAGGCAAGUAUAUUAAUGCAAAGUGACAUUGCAUGCAAAUAGAUAUAUAGGUAUAUGUAAUUAAAAUAAGUUAUGGUGUAUAGCGAAGAUUUCAGCACGUAAAACAAAUACUCAACCUGAAUUUUGAAACACAUGAAGUCAGUUUGUCGAGUGAGUUCCGUAGGAACGAUCAGUGAGCGCCCCCUACCAUUAUAUAUAAAAAUCAAUAUCUAUAAGUAGAUGGUAGUUUCAAUUGUAGGAAUUGACUGUACACAGUAAACUGAUUUUAUUUUUUAAACGCAGAUCACACCCUGAACAAACUGUAAAACGCAGACAACCUCAGUGGGACAUAUCAACAGAAGUUGACGAGAUGAUGGGAAUGCUGAACUGCGAUAAGCUGCUGCAAUAUUGCCAAGACUGAGGACUACUGCCCAAAAGUUGAAAAUGUUAAUGCUGCUAGAAAAUGCGAUGGCAUAUCCUCAGGAAACACACUGACGGUUUAGAUUUCAUAUGUUACCGUUGCUGUAUUACCGAGGCACUGCGAACAGGUUCAAGGAUUGAGGGCACCAACCUAACAUUGAGCACUGCACAUUUCACCGCAAACCAGGACAGUUAUUGUGAGGACGCGACGACAGGCUGACAUACCUACGCAUGUGAAAAGUAUUGGAGUCGCCUGAAAAUAAGAUUACAUAAAGGCGUUUCUGUGUCAGACCGAGCUCUCUGGACCCAUAAUUGACGCGAUGCAGUAUCGUCUGUGGUCUGGACUAAACAUCGUCAGCCCAAAACAAUCACGGGAAACCUUCCUGUCCCACAUUGCAGAGGUUUACUCCGAGAAGCUGCCAAACAAUUGAUAAGCCAGGUGUAACUGGUUCACAGCAGCCAAUUGUCUCAGCUCGGUGAAUUUUUGGUUAGGGACGUUGAACUUCCAACCAACAGGUUGCGGGAUCGAGUCCCAGGUGUUCCACACUUCAGGGUUAUGUGUGAUUGGUUGAUGACGGCUAAUAAGCCAGAAAUGGCUAUUCCAUUCUCCCUUGUCUUUGUAGGUAAUGUCAUUCUGCCUGUAUCAUGCGCCCAUGCGCGGUUGCUGGUCUGGCUCGAGAGAAAGCCCGUAAGGCAUAACGGAAUUCCGUAGAAAUAAUCGCUGACCGCCCCCGUACCAAUCUCAAAAUACUCAGUCAGUGAUAUGCCGUUGACUGCGGACAAAGCUUUCGCAUGAAACCUAACACGUCCGGGCGAGGAGCGCAAUAACGAGCCUAUAUGGGCAUUCAUGCAGGGCCUGGCUCUCGGGGUGAUUGUUUGCAAGGUCAAUAGUACAGGCCGGUGAACGUAGACCAGGUCUAUGUGGUACACGAUAAAAGUACCAUAACAACACCUACUUAAGUACUUGCAGUAGCCAGUCUUGUAUACUAUUUUAUCUGCCCCGGACACAACCCAUAACCUUCUGCUUUUUGACAUUGUGGAAGUAAGCGGGCGGGAAUGUGAGCAUAACUGCAGGAUGCAGGGACAAACGCAGUGCAGAAUACCCGCAUUUAGCUUAGUCCGCCAAUCAAGGCGUUAACCGGGAUGGCGCUGCUAUGCAGAGCCUAGCUUCGGGGGUCACAAAGGCGGGUUUGGUAUCCAUUGAGGGCCGUAUAGAGAAGUCGCCAGUUGCAUGAUACGACCCAUCACACCUGCACGGUUUACCUUAUAUUCCUACACGCUUCCACCCCACCUAGUCCUUAUAACCCAAUUCGGCGGCCCACAACAUCAAUAGAAUGAGAAGAGCUGUCUAGUCGAUGUUAGUAGCAAGGGAUGAUUGCAUUUUUAGUCAUGAUCGCGCAGCCGACUGGCGUAUUAAAAAAAUAGUAAACCCGACUCUGGGUGCACUCCAUCUCCGCGACACUUUAUUACAUUCUUUAUCGCAAUAAAUCCGACGCGUGUUGAAACCGUCAAGAUGCGCUAGGUGCCAACUGAGGAGAAAUCUCGGUCCUCGUGGCCAGUGCUAUGAGUUUAUGUAUGGUUACUGAUUGAUAGACCGGGAGCAAUUCCUAAUGAGUUCCUAUCGUGUUGCCCAUAAUUAAGUCCCACCCAGGGGAGUUCACGAUCACUCCACUUGUUCAGUAAAAAUUGGAACGUGUGUGGCACGGGAAAUAGGAGUGUUUAGAUUUUGGAUAAUGAUGAUGGUCGUGGUGAUGAUGAUGAUGAUGAUGACGAUGAUGAUGAUGAUGAUGAUGAUGAUGAUGAUGAUGAUGAUGAUGAUGAUGAUGAUGAUGAUGAUGAUGAUGAUUGA